Molecule: messenger RNA, 4075 nt
Organism: Trichosurus vulpecula (common brushtail)
Lineage: Eukaryota; Metazoa; Chordata; Mammalia; Diprotodontia; Phalangeridae
Product: KIAA0825 ortholog
Exons: 19
Coding region: 1-3873 (1290 amino acids)
Source: RefSeq, a predicted model, not a curated record
AUGGAUUGGGGAGAUGAAUAUUCUUAUAAUUCUUUUGACGUAGAUUGUUUGUUAAAUUCAUUUCCUGGAGACCUGGGAUUUGAACAGAUCUUCAGUGACAUUGAUGAAAAGAUUGAGAAAAAUGCUGCAAGCCUGCAACAGUGUCUUAAAGAUAUCCAGUCAGAAGUUAACAAAAGGUGUGGCUCUGAUGUUCCACUACAGACUACAAGUGAUUGUCUUGAAUGGUUAAAUAACUACAGUUCCAGUUCACUCAAACCACCUUCCUGUUCUCAUGGAGAUUUGAUCAAAUUCCUCAAAACCUUGCAAGAUUUAUUGAAGAAUGAACAAAAUCAAGAAGAAAUGAUCCUAGAGUUCCUUUUGGAUCUCUCAAGUCAGUGUGGAGUUUCAUUUCCAUGUACUCCAAGUGGAACAUCUUUCCUAUUCACACCUAGAACUUCUCUACAUGCAGUUGAAGAUCACUCAUCUAUGGAUGUAAAGUCUUUGUGGGAUGAUAUCAGAUUGCAUCUUCGACGCUUCUUACUGAGCAAAUUACAAAGUCAUAAUAAAAUAAACAAUUCACCAGACACAAUUUCUUUUAAAACGCACUGCAUUCGACAGCUUUUGUUUCUUUAUCCAGAGUCAGAAGUUUUAGCCAAGUACCAAAGCCUACAGAAUAAAUUGGUUACUGAAAUCCUAGAGAAUUGUUUUUUGUCUUACAACAGAGAAGCAAAUUUAGACACAGUGAUACAUGGAUACCAAAAUUCAAUACUUAAAUUAUCCAGAAUGAUCAAACAAGAUUUUUAUGUACUAAGUGAAAUUUUAGCUCCUUCUUCAGCACUAAAAUUCAUUAAUGAAACUUACCUGGAUUCCAUUAAGGAAGAAAUGACAAAUUUUCUGGAAAGAUUUUGUGAGCUGCAAUUCAAAGAAAAUGCUGUCCACGUGGUUAAAACAGGCAAGAAUUACAGCAAACAUAGAGGAGCAGUACAUGCUUUGGUUACUCAUGAAUGCCCACAAAAAGGACAAAAUAUCUGCCUCUCCUUCUAUGAACUCAGAUUCUUAUCACAACUCAUAAAACCUCUGUUAAAAUUGGAAACGGAAGUUCAAGACCUUUCCCAAGAACUGUUCUCGCUGCCCAGGAUAUCCAGACAUGCUUCAGGAAUUUGGAAGAAAUCUAGUGGAGAACUUUUAAUUCAGGACGCUAGAGCAAAUGAAACUAGCGUGCUAGCUGAGAAAUCACUGCAGGUGAAAGAGUAUGCUUUACUAGAUUUUGGCUGGAGAAGUGCAUUUAAAGAGGUGUCUCUUUCGGUGGUACGGUGUUUAACAAUAGCAAUGGAAGAUCAUGCCACUAAAAUUCUCCAUCGUGAACAGAAUGAAAAAUCUUCAGCUGUAAACUAUACUAUGAGUCUUGUAAAUAUUCAGUCAGUUUGGGAGCUAUGCAGAACAACUCCUGAGGAAGACCAACCAAAGAAAAUUGCCAAGUUUUGUUCUGACAUCAUGGAAGAACUUGACAUGAUGUUUCCCCUAGCUCUCGCAUGCAGGGACAGUUCAUUUCAGGAAAUUAGAGCAAACUUUGUGGAGGCCUGUUGCAAAGUAGCAGCAGCUGUCCUGGCAAGGUUGGAAGAGAGAAGCAAGGAAGUUCCUUCCAAAAUACCCUUGCAAAAUUUAUAUACUCUUCUCGCUACAGCAAUAUUUGUCUUUCAGCAUUUUAUACACUAUGAUGAUUUGAUGAAAGAAACAAGUAAGAAACCCCUAUUCCUAGUGCCUGUCCAACGAUAUCAGGAACUCAUCAGCACUCUCCAGGUUCAGGUUACGGACUACUGCGUCAGAGUUUGUGCUACAAGCAUUUUACAGGAUGCAGAGAGCCACCACUGGGAUGACUACAAAGCAUUUUAUGAGGGGGAAAGAUGCUCAUUCUCUAUCCAGAUGUGGCAUUAUUUCUGCUGUGCUCUCCAUCAUGAUCUGUGGGCUGUUCUACCCCCCAAGUUAGCCCAAGAGAUUCUCAUAGACGUUUUGGAGAAAUCUUUGGAUCUGCUGGCCUCCAGAUAUUCUCAGGCCCAUCCCAGUUAUAAGAGAACUCCACAGAUAAGAUUUGAUGUUACUGCAGUUUUAAUAUGUAUGGAGGAAAUGUUCUGGUCAAUUUGUAGAUCAGUGCAAGAACUUUUGAAUCCUCGUGAAUGUAUAAAUGAAAAGAUCUUGAAAAUUCAUACCCACUGCAAUAAUCUGUUUACAACACUGAUAAUUUUGACAUCACCAUUAACAGAAUUAUAUAAGGCAUUUCAGAAUGACACCGGUGAUCUUACAUCAGAUUCAUCAGAAUCACCUUUCAAUCAACCACUGCAUUGGAUUUCUUGCAUAGAACAGUUUUCUCCUUCUUUCCUUAGGACUCCAUCAGCUGGAGAAAUGGCAGUCCAGGGUCGAUUGAAACUGCUCUUAUCCCAGCCCUGUUGUAAUUGGAACUUGCUUUUGGAAACUCUCCUGCAUGGUGAUUGUCUGAUACUAAAAAUCUUGUUGAGGAGUGAGUUUAGUGUUGGUACCUUAUCAAGAUAUGAAGAACAAGUACCUCAUGUGGGACAGAUGCCUAACCAACAACCUAGCUUGACAGAAGCAGUCUUCAAGUUGCUGUCCUAUUGCAGUCUUUCUCCUCAGUCACUUGGAAGGGUCUUUGUCAACUACAUGGAACUAGAACAGUUAUGGGAUUUUUUAUAUGGUAUUCCAGCUAAAAGUAACAUGGAGUCUGAACCAGAGAUCAUCAGAUGCUUGAAGGUGACAUUGACUGAAACGGUCAAGAGCAUCAUAAAGCAAAUAACUUCAUUGAUUACUUCUUGGGAAGCCUCAGGAAGCUGUGGAGCAGCGUACCCACACAAACAAACUUUUCCCGAAAGUUUACUCAAGACAGUUCCAAAGGAAUGGAGUUAUAGUCCACAAGAAAUGAAAAGAAAAGAGUUGGGGAAAGGCUUCACAAGGUUUGCAGCUCAGGCGGUAUCUAUUGUAAUCAGCGAGUUACCCACCGUGAUUGCAUGUUUGCCUCCCCCAAUUAAGUACUUCUUUUUUCUGUCUGAGAGAAAAAUGUCAAAAAACUUUGUUGAAUUGAAGAAAACUGGUCUGCUUGUCUGGAACCUGAUUGUAAUUAUAUGUCGGAUAGUUGAGGAUGGAAACACCUUGGAAUUUUUAACGGGUGCCUUGCUUGACAGUUGGAGUAAAGAGAAACUCGGUUUAGUUUGUGUGUGUUUAGAAAGCAUUAUGGGAAAGCAGAAAAGUAGCCCUAAUCAAGUGACCCAGCGGGUUAUACACAGAAUUGAGCAGCAAAAACCAAACUGGAUUGAAAGCCAGUUGCUGAAAGCAAGAAAAUUGAGCACAGAAUGUCUACUUUGGACGGCAGAAGAAGGCACAGCCUUAGAAGAAGGAGGUAUUGCUCUUGAAUUGACUGAGCAGAAAAUAAACAUGAUGGUCCUGGAUAUCUGCCACAAACCAGGUGGCAGUGAGUACCUGAGGCAAAUUUAUCACAUCAUCCGGCUCAAUGAGGAAUAUUUGAAAGAACAGCUGUUUUCGAUGAAUGUACCAGAGGAAAACACAUUACCCACCAGACCUUUAAAAGUGACCUUGAAGAGCCUGGAAAAGCAGCUUCCUGCCUUUAACCCUUUUCAGGUGUAUAAGUGGUUUAGUGAAAAAAUGCUGGAUCAGUCAGCCAUAACUAAAUGGGACUGGAAUUGGUCAAACUUGCUGCCAAGUUAUCUGGGACUGAAUAAGAUGACCUUCAGGGCACUGCUUAAGAACAGGUGGGAGAUGAGGACAGAUGAAACACUAGAAGAGGAAGAAAAAGUGAUGCUGGAACACUUGAAAACAAUGUGUUUGAUCCAGAGCUCUUCUGCCUCAGAUAACCCAGAAGAACAGUAAUCUGCAAAAAGAAAAAAAAAGGCAACUGAUAUAUUUUAGGAAGUCUUAGCAUGCCACGGAGUGUGUUUCAUCCUAGAAUCAGAAUACACCUCAGAUGUGCUGUGAAGCAUGAAACCAAUGGCUUAAGUAAGCCCUGUACUGAAAAUGAGUAGUUAUUAAAGCAUAAGGAACAUAGUGGUGUUAUAUAUUUUUAUUUUUAAAA